AUGUCAGAUACAGAAUGCCACAUUUGUUGUGAGAAGUAUCUUUAUUUAGCUAAAUACAGAUGUAGUCAUAAAAUAUGCUACAAAUGUGCAACAAGGCUUAUUUAUCUUUACGGAGAUAUGCGAUGUCCAAUGUGCAAGUACGAGAGCCAAAAGCCUAUUUUUGAGAAAUCAAGUUGUGAGGAAUCCGUAAAUGAGAAAUGCUGUUGGAGUAACAAAGAGAAUGAUGGCAAAAUCGAGAAUUCAAGCAGUGAAAAGACGACGAAUCUUAUGCUUGCUUCGACAGAUGAGCUUUCAAUGUCAUUAAAAACCAUUAAUCUCGACAGACCAAAAAAUGACGAUGGCAGUAUUCUAAACAAUGAUUUGACUGCACAAAUGUGGAAUAAGCAUUUGAUGAUAGAGGAUGGGUUUGCUAAGUUUAAAAAUGACGAAGUUCAUCAAAAAGUCAGAAGCUUAUUGCUGAUCAAAUGUAAAGAGUGCAGACAGCAGUUUAACACUAAAAAAGAGCUUAUGACACAUUUUAAAUCCAAGCACUCUUCUCUGCUUUGUGGCACCUGUCUUGAAAAUAACCAUCAAUUCUGGUAUGAAUAUUUUUCAUAUACUCCUGAAACACUAAGCUUGCAUAGGAAAGGCCAGCUAAAGGAAUCAGGAUUUGAUGGGCAUGUGCACUGUCCAUUCUGCUCAUUUUGGAUAUACAAUAAGGACCUGGCUAAGAAGCACUGCAACGAGGAACAUCAGCUAUGCACUGUCUGUGACUCUAUGGGUGUUAAAUUUCAGUUCUACAGAAACUUCUCUGAACUUGAGACUCAUUUCAGGAGUAAGCAUUACUGCUGUGACAACCCCGUUUGUGUUAAAAAUCAUUGCUAUGUCUAUGCCUAUAAGAGCGAGAUCUGUGCCCACUCUUUGGCACACCAUGGCCUGGAAAUGCAACUGAAUGAUGUUUGUCUGAAGAAUGAAAAAAACCCAACAGUAUUUUCCCUGCAUGAUUCAAGAGCACGCAGCGAGGAGGAGAGUUUGUACACCAGAGGAGUGAAUAUACUUAAUCCUCUGAUUAAUGAGCCAUUUUUUCCAUCAUUCAAUCAGAGCAAUAUUUCAAGGGAUAGUUCUUCAGUUCCUUCCUUCCUUAAUCGUCAGAUUGUCCAUCAGGCACAGACCAUAAAUUCACAAAGAGUGAACAUACUCAAAGAUAUUUCCCCCAACUUUUAUAAUGAGAUAUCCCAGAUUAUAGAAAAAUAUAUUUCGGGUAUAAAGCCGCUCACGGAAAUGAUAGCUGAAAUUGAAGAGUGUGUAGGAAAGGAGACAUGUCUUAGAAUUAUUGGAAGAGUCCCUUUUUUACAAAAGCAAAAGGAAAUAUCACAGUUUUCGGUGGAAUACAAAAAAGAACUCAAGUUUCCUAGUUUUAAGAAGAGCAUCCCGAAGGUAGAUGAAGCACCACAACAACCAAAUAAAAGGCAAAGUUUCAGGGUGAUAGACCUAACUAAAAAAUGA
This is a messenger RNA of Vittaforma corneae ATCC 50505, 1485 nucleotides long. RefSeq lists its product as uncharacterized. Gene Ontology annotation, biological process: rescue of stalled cytosolic ribosome; protein ubiquitination. The coding region runs from base 1 to 1485 and encodes 494 amino acids. The record is from RefSeq and is a predicted model, not a curated record. Lineage: Eukaryota; Fungi; Microsporidia; Nosematidae. Gene Ontology annotation, molecular function: ubiquitin protein ligase activity; ribosome binding. The transcript has a single exon.